CGAGGGGGAUGAGCUGGCGACCUGCUGCUGCUCGGCACCAGGACCGUGCCACAAUGAGGGGAGCCAUCAUCUUCUUGGCGUUCACGGGUGCUGUCACCACCAUCUCCAUAGCCCCGCUGCAGAACCCGGUUUGGGUUUCCCCAGGGGAGAAAGCCAUCUUACCUGUCUCCCUCCAGCUCCUCAACCCUACCUGGGACUUCUACCAUAUCAAGUGGAGCUUUCUGACGGGGGAUCGCCCAGUUUUGAUUUACACAAUGGAAAGGUGCAACCAGACCCUCGCAGCAUCUGGGCAACAGUGCCAACAGAGGAUGGAGGUGGGCGAUUUCUACAAUUCAAGGGCAAAUAUCAGCUACAACACCUCGCUGGUGCUCCAGGACACCCGGCCAGAUGACGCUGGGGUUUACCAGUUGACAGUGCAGGGUCUGGAUGUGGCACACACCAUGCAGGUCACUCUGAUUUUGCAAGGUACCUUCUCCCCGUUAUUCCUCUCCGGCAACCCAGCCCAUGCCCACCUCAACCAGACAGCGCUGCUCUCCUUCUCCCUGCGGACCCCCUGCUCGGGCUGGGACUUCAUCCACAUCACCUGGGAGCUCAUCAGCAGCCCCAAGAACCAUCCCAUCCUCACCUACACCCUGGAUGGUUGCACAGGGAAAGCCUGGAACUGGUGGGAGCAGAGCUGCACCAUCUCCCAGGAGGUGGACGGGUCGUACAGGCAGCGGGCAGGCGUCCGACCGAACGGCACCCUGGCCCUCAGGGAUGUGAGGGAUGAGGAUGCAGGGACCUACCUGGUGACGGUGCGAGCCCCAGACGGGUUGGCUUGCGUGGGUGUCAACCUGUCCGUGAGCAGAGAAAUGUUGGCAGUGGAGUGGCCGAGCAUCCUCAGCAUCAUCCAAAUUGCUGCUGCUGGCGUCGUGCUCUGCUUCCUGGCUCUCAUCUUGGGAGAGCACAUGUUUUGGCGUGGUGACAAGCUGGAAAAGACCCCGGGUGGCACCUGCCACCAGUCCCAACCUCCUCCUGGGGACAACUCUGGAUGAAGAAGCCACCAAGGAUGGAGGGAGACGUGCAGAGGGCACCGAAACCCCCGCGGCUUGUUGGUUUGCCCAGACCAUCAUCUGCAACGUUAAACACUGAGCAAGAACUACUCGUAAUAGUUAAAAAAAUACGGGUUUUGGAGCCGUUUCUCCCCAAAUUAUUACCUGGGUUCCCCAUGCUCUCUGUCCGGACCCCCAGUGCUUUUAUCUACCCAUCGCUGUGGGGAGAUGCUUCCUGUUCCCUUUUUUUGCUCCUUUUUUGCACUUGAAAAAGUCCAAAGCUUUGAGCCCAAGGUGUGGGAGAGCUCUUGAAACAUACCACAGUCAUUAAUCUUAUUAAUUAUCCAUCAAACAGCAGGAGGCCCUGAAAGGGCAUCACCCCAACUUCCCGGCAACCGGUU
Molecule: messenger RNA, 1432 nt
Organism: Haliaeetus leucocephalus (bald eagle)
Lineage: Eukaryota; Metazoa; Chordata; Aves; Accipitriformes; Accipitridae
Exons: 5
Coding region: 9-1034 (341 amino acids)
Source: RefSeq, a predicted model, not a curated record